Molecule: messenger RNA, 2611 nt
Organism: Venturia canescens
Lineage: Eukaryota; Metazoa; Arthropoda; Insecta; Hymenoptera; Ichneumonidae
Gene: Cdc37
Product: cell division cycle protein 37
Exons: 6
Coding region: 244-1392 (382 amino acids)
Biological process (GO): protein folding; protein stabilization
Cellular component (GO): cytoplasm
Molecular function (GO): protein kinase binding; heat shock protein binding; protein-folding chaperone binding
Source: RefSeq, a predicted model, not a curated record
UUGCCGCUAACUAAAAAAGAAGUUGUUCCGGUCGAUCGUUGCUUGACAAUUGUAAGCGAACGUCGCAUAUUUACCAGAACUGCCAGAACAGAGAACCACCAGAAGAACCAAGAAGAACAAAUCUAUACCGAGUGAAUCGAUAUUACUGCCUAUAUAUUUCGAUCAAACUUUUAGUUUUCUCACUUUAUUGGUAUACCGGUAGAAUUAAUAUUUUUGGAAACAUUAAAUUACGUGCCAUAUAAAAUGGUUGAUUAUAGCAAGUGGAAGGAUAUAGAGAUUUCUGAUGACGAGGAUGAUACACAUCCCAAUAUUGAUACUCCGUCUUUAUUCAGAUGGCGGCAUCAAGCCCGUAUCGAACGAAUGGAAGAGCAAGAGAGAGAACAACGAGAGUUCCAACAACUGAAAUUAGAAACUGAGAGAAAGCUCAAAGAGCGAAAGAACGAACUAGAAGCUCUGGAGGAGAAACAAAAAAGGAUACCAUGCAACACGGAGGAGUUGUCGACACUGAAGAAAGCAAUAGAGGAAUUAGAGAUCGAGCAAAGAAAGAUCAAGGCGAAAGAGGAAGAUUUGAAGAAAAAAGAAAAAUUGAGACCCUGGAAUGUGGAUACGAUCGGACAUGCGGGAUUUACGAAAACGGUGAUAAACACAAAACCAGCAAGGAAGGAAGAUGAAUCCGAAUUACCGGACGAAGUGAGGGAAAAAAGAAUGAAGGAUUUUGUGAAGGAAAAUGAGAAAAAAUUGAAGGAAUUCGGAAUGCUGAGACGAUACGAUGAUAGCAAAAAAUUCUUGCAAGAAAAUCAACAGCUGGUUUGCGAAAAUACUGCAAAUUAUUUGGUCAUUUGGUGCAUCAAUCUCGAAAUGGAAGAAAAACAUGUAUUGAUGGAGCACGUCGCUCAUCAGUGCAUGUGUAUGCAAUACAUCCUCGAACUGUCCAAGCAAUUGGACGUUGAUCCGAGAGCCUGUGUCGGCUCAUUCUUCAGCCGUAUUCAAAUAGCCGAGGUCGAAUACAAAAAGUCUUUCGAGGACGAGCUUACCGCCUUCAAGGAUCGGAUACGUAAGAGAGCAGCAGAAAAAGUUGCUGAGGCUCUUAAAGAGGAUGAAGAGGAGGAACGCUUGGCUCGCCUUGGACCUGGAGGCCUUGAUCCUGUUGAAGUCUUUGAGUCUCUGCCUGAGGCCCUUCAAAAAUGCUUCGAGGUUCAAGACAUUCCUCUGCUGCAAAAAACAAUAGAUGAAAUGCCUGAGGAAGAAGCCAAAUAUCACAUGAAACGAUGUGUCGACAGCGGUUUGUGGGUACCGGAUGCAAAAUCAAAAAACAAAAGCACAUUAUUAAACGAAGGUGACCAAGAGGAGGAAAAUUUAUUGAGUGAGAAAAAACCAGUCGAUCAUGAAUAAUCCACCCAAUAAUUAUUUUUCAUCAAAAUUUUUUUCAAGUUAGUAAACACAUUCUUACACUUCCGUACUCUGUGAAGAACAAAUUGACCUUUAUCUUUUCACUUUAUUUUAUCCAUCAAAUGAAUCAUGCGUUAAACUAGAAUUUAUCAAAUAUUUCUAUAAAUUUGUUUUACCGAAACCCAAUCAUCAUUGAAUAAAAUAAUUGCUAUUAUUAGACAUUGCAAUCGUAACAUUAAAAAUAAAUGGAUGAUGAUUUAUUUUUCUUAUCCUAUCCUAAAAAGAAUUUCUAGAACGUUUCAGCAUCAAUGACUCGCGCCAUUUCUUUUUUUUUCUCCAUAAACUCAAAAUCCUGUGUUGAAUUUCAUGUGAAUAUAAAUGUAUUACUCGCACCUAAACGGGGAAAAAUUGUUCAGAACUUGUUUAAAAAAUUUCAGAGUAAAAAAUAUAUAUAUAAUAUAAUAAUAACGUGUAAAAUUUCAGGUGAAAUUUUACACGUUAAAAAAGCCCUAAAUAGUAUAUUGUCGUUUCUCAAUUGAAAUUUGAAUAUGCCGCCAAAAAAAUCAUUCGAUAUUUCGAUAUGCGAGAGUAGCAGCACAUGCGUUCGCGGAAAUCGUGAGCAUGCGCGACCGGAAAUGGCGUAGUAGUAGUAUAUCGAACGUUCGGGAUUCUCCUCCUUUUCCGGUGUUGAUGUGCCAAAUGGUCUUUGGCAUAAUGUCUUAACUGAAUGAACUCAAGCGGACGAGACACAAAAUUCUAAUCGAUAAAUUAUGGCUUUUGAGGAAAACACUUUACCCAACGAGCAGCACCUUUAUGAUUAAGAAAUUUUUUUCAACUCUGAUUCUUGUCGCGUUAUAACUUGAUUAUAACCAUUCCUCGAAUUGAAUCAAUUUUUUCAAUGAAAAAUGCCGACUAAUACCAAUUUGUAAUCUGUUUCUUAACAUUAUUAAAAAGCACAUGUCACGGGAGGAUUUUGAUUGUAAUAUCCAAUUGUUUAAGAAAAUUCUUGCCUAUUUUGCUUGUACAUUCGUACGGAAGUUGCUCAGAAGUUUAUCAUUUCACCAGAAAUGAAAAAUUGAGGCUCCGAACUUGAUUUCCCAACUGAAAAAAACAAACAAAAAUCAUUCAUUCUUUUGUUAAUUUUUUUGACUACAUCUACAAUUUUAGCUGUUACAAAAUGUUAUUGUACAAUCUGAUUGUUUGAAUAAACUUGUUGAGCGCC